Volvox carteri f. nagariensis is the source of this 1260-nucleotide messenger RNA. RefSeq lists its product as uncharacterized. The transcript is spliced from 4 exons. Lineage: Eukaryota; Viridiplantae; Chlorophyta; Chlorophyceae; Chlamydomonadales; Volvocaceae. The record is from RefSeq and is a predicted model, not a curated record. Bases 55 to 810 code for a protein of 251 amino acids. Gene Ontology annotation, biological process: photosynthesis, light harvesting in photosystem I; response to light stimulus. Gene Ontology annotation, cellular component: chloroplast envelope; chloroplast thylakoid membrane; plastoglobule.
AACUGUAGUCUAAUCAGCUGCAUUAGUUGUGUCACUUAAUAUACUAUUGCAAAGAUGGCUGCUAUUCCGAAGUCCGCUGUUCGCAGCUCGGUGCGCCCUGCUACGGCAUCCAGCCGGGCUGCUCGUGUCGUGCCGCGCGCGGCUAUUGAGUGGUAUGGUCCUGACCGGCCCAAGUUCCUGGGCCCCUUCUCUGAGGGCGAUACCCCUGCCUACCUCACCGGCGAGUUUCCCGGCGACUACGGCUGGGACACUGCCGGCCUGUCCGCUGACCCGGAGACCUUCAAGCGCUACCGCGAGCUGGAGCUCAUCCACGCGCGCUGGGCCAUGUUGGGCGCUCUGGGCUGCGUGACCCCCGAGCUGCUGUCCAAGUACGCGGGUGUCUCGUUCGGCGAGGCUGUCUGGUUCAAGGCCGGCGCCCAGAUCUUCGCUGAGGGCGGCCUGAACUACCUGGGCAAUGAGAACCUGGUCCACGCCCAGUCUAUUAUUGCCACCCUGGCCUUCCAGGUGGUCGUGAUGGGCCUGGCUGAGGCUUACCGCGCCAACGGCGGCCCGCUGGGUGAGGGCCUGGACCCGCUUCACCCCGGUGGCGCCUUCGACCCGCUGGGCCUGGCUGACGACCCGGAUACCUUCGCCGAGCUCAAGGUCAAGGAGAUCAAGAACGGCCGCCUGGCCAUGUUCUCCAUGUUCGGCUUCUUCGUGCAGGCCAUUGUGACCGGCAAGGGCCCCAUCGAGAACCUGUCUGACCACCUCGCCAACCCCAGCGCUGUCAACGCCUUCGCCUACGCCACCAAGUUCACCCCUUCGGCCUAAAUGUGGCAUCACAGUAUUGUGUAGAUUCUCUGUAGUAGGCCUGGUGGAUGAAUAGUUGCUUUCCUACUAAUAGGUGCUUAGCUGGAAGGGCGGUUUUAAGGCAGGUUUUUAUCUGGAAGAUUUUCCGCCGACGUCCCGGGUAUCUCGCUCGCGGCUACCAGCCGUUCUACCGAGCUGCUAUCAGAUUUUGUUUUCUAUUUUCUUGUUAGAAUUAGGAUAUUUGUGUGGGACAUAUUUCGGGUUAACCUUACCUGACAUUUGAACCAUUUGAAGAGUUUUGACGGAUCAUUAUAUCCAUUGUCUUCAAAUUAUCGAAGACAAUUAUCGAAGUAUUUCAUUUGUUGGUUGAUCAUCUGCUUGUACGCCGUGAACCGUGGAAAUUUCAAAUCUGCUUCAGCGUCACCUUGUAUUAUCCAGUGACUCGCAGAACAUGUAACACUUUGCAAUCUU